Hyla sarda is the source of this 837-nucleotide messenger RNA. RefSeq names its product potassium voltage-gated channel subfamily C member 1-like. The transcript has a single exon. Gene Ontology annotation, biological process: protein homooligomerization; potassium ion transmembrane transport. The annotation marks the transcript as partial. The record is from RefSeq and is a predicted model, not a curated record. Gene Ontology annotation, molecular function: protein binding; delayed rectifier potassium channel activity. Gene Ontology annotation, cellular component: dendrite membrane; neuronal cell body membrane; axon. Lineage: Eukaryota; Metazoa; Chordata; Amphibia; Anura; Hylidae.
CCUGGAGCUGCGGUUCCGCUGUUACUGUCCGCAGUGUGAACGGCGCUGAGAGGAGGCGCGGAGCCGAGGAGGAGACGGUGACAGCGCCGCCCGGUGCGGAGGAGGAGCCCGAUCCUUACACCCAGGACACCGGCAGAGAGCGCAGCAGCCGUCCGGCGGAGCCGCACCUUCCCGGAGCUGUCCUUCAGCACCAUCCGGCGGCACCAUGGAGCGGCGCCCCGGGCUCUAGCAGCCUCCAGGAACCGCACGACAUGCCCGAUAGACGCCAUGGGCCAAGGAGGGGACGAGACCGACCGCAUCGUGAUCAACGUGGGCGGAACGCGGCACCAGACCUACCGCAGCACCCUGCGCACCCUGCCCGGGACCCGGCUGGCCUGGCUGGCUGAGCCCGAUGCCCACAGCCACUUCGACUACGACCCCCGGGUGAACGAGUUCUUCUUUGACCGUCACCCCGGGGUGUUCGCGCACAUCCUGAACUAUUACCGCACCGGGAAGCUGCACUGCCCGGCGGACGUGUGCGGGCCCCUGUACGAGGAGGAGCUCGCCUUCUGGGGCAUCGAUGAGACGGACGUGGAGCCCUGCUGCUGGAUGACCUACCGCCAGCACCGCGACGCCGAGGAAGCCCUGGACAGCUUCGGCGGGGGCCCCGUGGAUACCGGGGCGGAGGACGGGGACGGGGACGGAACCGGGGACUCGGCGGACGGGGAGGAUGAGCUGGAGAAGCGGCUGGCGCUCAGCGACUCCCCGGACGGCAAAGCAGGCGGCGGGCUGUGGCGGAGGUGGCAGCCGCGCAUCUGGGCGCUCUUCGAGGACCCCUAUUCCUCCCGAUAUGCGCGG